AUGUCAGGGGCAAAAGCAUCCAGUUCAGGUAACCUUAUUAUCAAUAAUUGCUUGUUGUAUGGUAAAGAUUGUGUAGUGUUGUUUGAUUCAAGGGCAACGUAUUCUUUUGUUUCUAAGGCAUGUGUAGAGAGACUAGGGUUAAUUUUGGGAGAGUUACAUUAUGAUUUGGUGGUGUCUACACCAACAGCAGGUUUAGUUAGGACAUCUUUAUUGUGUGCUAGAUGUCUGGUUGAGGUUGAGGGGCGUCGAUUCAAUGUGAACCUUAUAUGUUUACCUUUACAAGGUUUAGAAGUAAUUCUAGGAAUGGAUUGGUUGUCUAUCAAUCGCAUUCUUAUAGAUUGUGGGGAGAAGAAGUUGGUAUUUCCUAAAAGGGAUGAAACUGUGCCAUUGUCUUCUGGGCAGUUGAAGCAAGAAUUGUUGGAAGGAGCGUGUUAUUUUCUAGUUUUAUCUCACUUGGAGGUUGUUCCGAGUGAGAGGUUUGUAGACCGCUCGAUAGUUAAUCGAGUGGAUCGUUCGGUAGCAAGUGGUAUAGACCGAACGGUAGUAAGAGAAUUUUUAAAUGUGUUUCCUGAUGAAGUGCCUGGAUUACCUCCUCAGCGAGAAGUUGAGUUCUCUAUUGAUCUAGUGUCGGGUGUUGGACCAGUAUCAAUAGCCCCUUAUAGGAUGGCUCCAGUAGAGUUGGCGGAACUUUAG
Messenger RNA from Vigna umbellata (rice bean), 693 nucleotides. RefSeq lists its product as uncharacterized. The record is from RefSeq and is a predicted model, not a curated record. NCBI's taxonomy places the organism in Eukaryota, Viridiplantae, Streptophyta, Magnoliopsida, Fabales, Fabaceae.